GAUCAACAACAUCAUUGACAUCUACAACUCUUCUUUCAUCUCAAUUCAUUACAUCUACAGAAAAAAAAGCUAAAAGCUCAAAUCUCAAUCAAAAUGGCUCCCAAGAAGGUUCUCGUCGUUCUCACCUCUCGUGAUAAGAUGGACAAUGGCAAUCCUACCGGCUGGUAUCUGCCCGAGUUUGCCCAUCCCUACUAUGACCUCGUCGGCGAGGAUGAGUCCAACCCCAAGGUUGAGAUUGUCGUUGCUUCUCCCGCUGGCGGCAAGUCUCCCCUGGAUGAGGUUUCCAUCAAGAUGUUUGAGAGCGACCCCGAGUCUGUCAAGUUCCUCAACGAGAAGAAGUCCAUCUGGGAGAACACGCGACCUCUGAGCGAGUUCCUCGGCAAGGCUUCCGAGUUCGAUGCCAUCUUCUACCCUGGUGGUCACGGCCCCAUGUUUGACCUCGUCAAGGAUGAGACUUCCAUCAAGCUCAUCGAGGAGUUCUACAAGGCCGGCAAGCCUGUUUCCGCCGUCUGCCACGGCCCCAUCGUCUUUGUCAACGUCACCAUCGACGGAAAGCCUCUUCUGCAGGGCCGAACUGUCGCAGGCUUCAGCAACUCUGAGGAGGAAGCUGUGCAGCUGACCAGCGCCAUGCCUGCCCUUCUCGAGGAUGAGAUCAAGCGUGUCGGUGGAAACUACGUCAAGGGCGAGGACUGGGGUGAGAAGCUUGCUGUUGAUGGACUGGUCAUUACUGGACAGAACCCUGCUUCCGCCCAUGCUGUUGGCAAGGCUCUUGCCAAGGCCAUUGGCAUUUAAGAUGUCGAGAUCUUAUGAGAAAUGAGCUGAACAGAUUAGCAUGUUAAUGAAUAAAAUAAAGAUGAAUACCCAUCCCAUAAA
This is a messenger RNA of Fusarium vanettenii 77-13-4, 873 nucleotides long. RefSeq lists its product as uncharacterized. The record is from RefSeq and is a predicted model, not a curated record. NCBI's taxonomy places the organism in Eukaryota, Fungi, Ascomycota, Sordariomycetes, Hypocreales, Nectriaceae. Gene Ontology annotation, molecular function: glyoxalase III activity. Bases 94 to 792 code for a protein of 232 amino acids. The transcript is spliced from 3 exons.